AAGCUAAACAUACCAACGAGCUGAGCUGAUAGAGAAAACCCUAUAUAUAUAAAAAGACGGAGAUUCACGGCCUCGCUGACCCUCCGCCGUUGUAAGCAGCACAACAUCGAAAUGGGCGAAGAGGCAGCGAAAACUUUGGUUCCCGAAUCGGUGCUGAAGAAGCAAAAAAGGAAUGAGGAGUGGGCUUUGGCCAAAAAACAGGAACUUGAUGCCGCCCAAAAGAAGAGGUUUGAAACGCGCAAACUCAUUUUUAGCAGAGCCAAACAGUACGCCAAGGAAUACGACCAGCAGCAAAAGGAACUCAUUAGGUUGAAGCGUGAAGCCAAACUUAAGGGAGGGUUUUAUGUGGAUCCCGAAGCUAAGCUCUUGUUCAUUAUCAGGAUCCGCGGUAUCAAUGCAAUGCACCCCAAAACAAGGAAGAUUUUGCAGCUUCUGCGUUUGAGACAGAUAUUUAAUGGCGUUUUUCUCAAAGUUAACAAAGCAACCGUGAAUAUGCUGCGCAGGGUUGAGCCAUAUGUUACCUAUGGGUACCCUAAUUUGAAGAGUGUAAGAGAAUUGAUCUACAAGAGGGGCUUCGGAAAAGUUAACAAGCAGAGAAUUGCUUUGACAGACAACUCUAUUAUUGAGGAGACUCUGGGGAAGAAUGGGAUCAUUUGCAUCGAAGAUCUGAUCCAUGAGAUAAUGACUGUUGGACCUCACUUCAGGGAGGCAAACAAUUUUCUAUGGCCUUUCAAGCUCAAAGCUCCCCUAGGUGGUCUGAAGAAGAAAAGAAAUCAUUAUGUUGAAGGUGGUGACGCUGGCAACAGGGAAGAUUACAUAAAUGAGCUUAUUAGAAGGAUGAAUUAGUUUUUUUGUCAUAUCAUCGUUAGUAUAAAUUUUGAAUUUUGAGGUCGAGACCCAAGACAUUACUUUUGUUGAUGCAUUUAUUAUUUUGAAUGAUGUUUGAGCUUAUUGAGAUAUUAAUUCAUUGCUUGCAAUGCAAUGAAAGGAUCCUUAGUUUUUCGAGAGUUGAUAGAUUUUAAUUUUGAU
Messenger RNA from Cajanus cajan (pigeon pea), 1029 nucleotides. RefSeq names its product large ribosomal subunit protein uL30w. Gene Ontology annotation, biological process: maturation of LSU-rRNA from tricistronic rRNA transcript (SSU-rRNA, 5.8S rRNA, LSU-rRNA). Lineage: Eukaryota; Viridiplantae; Streptophyta; Magnoliopsida; Fabales; Fabaceae. Gene Ontology annotation, molecular function: structural constituent of ribosome; RNA binding. The record is from RefSeq and is a predicted model, not a curated record. Gene Ontology annotation, cellular component: cytosolic large ribosomal subunit.